CGGUAGUCGUGGCGACCAAGCAACCCGGCAACGCGAGUCAACAACAACAACCGACCGGCCGACCCCCACCCCCACCCCCCGGGCCCAGGGACCCCGGCACGUCCCGUCCCCCUCCCAACAUCUACUCUGAGAUCUCCGAAAAGCCCUUCCGCGGACAGAAAAGGGGAAAAGCCGAGGAAGAGGAAAAAAAGCCUUAUUUAUUAUCAUUUUCCCCACCGUUGGCAUGGCAACACAGGCGUAUACCGAGCUACAGGCAGCCCCGCAACCAUCCCAGACACCGCAGGCCCCGCCACAGGCCCAGCCCCAGCCACCACCCCCGGCGGCGCCGCAGCCCCCCCAGCCUCCCACCACUGCCGCCACCCCCCAGCCCCAGUAUGUCACUGAGCUGCAGAGCCCCCAGCCCCAGGCGCAGCCACCGGGCAGCCAGAAGCCGUACGUGACGGAGCUCCCGGCCGCGCCCACACCCUCGCAGGCGACCGGCGUGCCCACCGCAACCCCUGCCUCCCAGCAGUACAUCGUGGUCACCGUCUCCGAAGGUGCCAUGCGGGCCAGCGAGACGGUGUCGGAGGCCAGCCCGGGCUCCACAGCCAGCCAGACCGGUGUCCCCACUCAGGUGGUUCAGCAGGUGCAGGGCACCCAGCAGCGGCUGCUGGUCCAGACGAGUGUGCAGGCCAAGCCGGGCCACGUGUCACCCCUCCAGCUAACCAACAUCCAGGUGCCCCAGCAGGCUCUCCCCACACAGCGUCUGGUGGUGCAGAGCACAGCCCCAGGCAGCAAGGGCGGCCAGGUUUCCCUGACGGUCCACGGUACCCAGCAGGUGCACUCGCCCCCCGAGCGGUCGCCGGUGCAGGCCAACAGCUCUUCCAGCAAGACAGCUGGGGCCCCCACGGGCACAGUGCCACAGCAGCUACAGGUCCACGGUGUCCAGCAGAGUGUCCCCGUCACCCAAGAGAGGUCCGUGGUCCAGGCCGCUCCGCAGACGCCCAAAGCCGGCCCCGUGCAGCCGCUGACCGUGCAGGGUCUCCAGCCAGUCCACGUGGCUCAAGAGGUGCAGCAGCUCCAGCAGGUACCUGUCCCACACGUGUACUCCAGCCAGGUGCAGUAUGUGGAGGGUGGCGAUGCCAGCUACACAGCCAGUGCCAUCCGCUCCAGCACCUACCCCUACCCCGAGACACCGCUGUACACGCAGACAGCAGGCACCAGCUACUAUGAGGCCACAGGCACAGCCGCCCAGGUCAGCACCCCUGCCACCUCCCAGGCGGUGGCCAGCACCGGCUCCGUGCCCAUGUACGUGUCCGGCAGCCAGGUCGUCACCAGCUCUACCAGCAGCGGGGGUGGGGCCAGCAACAGCAGUGGCGGCGGUGGCAGCGGCAGCGGCGGCGGAGGUGGAGGCGGAGGCGGUGGUGGGGGUGGCAGUGGCAGCAGUGGUGGCGGCGGCAGUGGAGCAAGCACCUACGUGAUCCAAGGUGGCUACAUGCUGGGCAGUGCCGGUCAGUCUUACUCCCACACCACUCGUGCCUCGCCAGCCACGGUCCAGUGGCUUCUGGACAACUAUGAGACAGCUGAGGGCGUGAGCCUGCCACGGAGCACCCUCUACUGCCACUACCUGCUGCACUGCCAGGAGCAAAAGCUGGAGCCCGUCAACGCCGCCUCCUUUGGGAAACUCAUCCGCUCCGUUUUCAUGGGUCUGCGCACCCGCCGGUUGGGCACCAGGGGCAACUCCAAGUACCACUACUAUGGCCUGCGCAUCAAGGCCAGCUCGCCCCUCCUGCGGCUGAUGGAGGACCAGCAGCACAUGGCCAUGCGGGGCCAGCCCUUCUCGCAGAAGCAGAGGCUCAAGCCCAUCCAGAAGAUGGAAGGCAUGACCAAUGGUGUGGCUGUGGGCCAGCAGCAGAGCACGGGCCUGUCGGACAUCAGCGCCCAGGUGCAGCAGUACCAGCAGUUCCUGGAUGCCUCUCGGAGCCUCCCUGACUUCAUAGAGCUUGACCUCCAGGGCAAAGUGCUGCCUGAGGGUGUCGGGCCCGGGGACAUCAAGGCCUUCCAGGUCCUGUACCGGGAACACUGUGAGGCCAUUGUCGAUGUCAUGGUGAACCUGCAGUUCACCCUGGUGGAGACGCUGUGGAAGACCUUCUGGAGAUACAACCUCAGCCAGCCCGGCGAGGCGCCGCCUCUGGCCGUGCACGACGAGUCCGAGAAGCGGCUGCCCAAGGCCAGCCUGGUGCUCCUCUCCAAGUUUGAGCCCGUGCUCCAGUGGACCAAGCACUGUGACAACGUGCUGUACCAGGGCCUGGUGGAGAUCCUCAUCCCCGACGUGCUACGGCCCAUCCCCAGUGCCUUGACCCAAGCAAUCCGGAACUUUGCCAAGAGCCUGGAGAGCUGGCUCACCCACGCCAUGGUGAACAUCCCCGAGGAGAUGCUGCGGGUGAAGGUGGGAGCGGCCGGAGCCUUCGCGCAGACACUGCGGCGCUACACGUCGCUCAACCACCUGGCGCAGGCGGCGCGCGCCGUGCUGCAGAACACGGCACAGAUCAACCAGAUGCUCAGCGACCUCAACCGCGUGGACUUCGCCAACGUGCAAGAGCAGGCCUCGUGGGUGUGCCGCUGCGAGGACCGCGUGGUGCAGCGGCUGGAGCAGGACUUCAAGGUGACGCUGCAGCAGCAGAACUCGCUGGAGCAGUGGGCGGCCUGGCUGGACGGUGUGGUGAGCCAGGUGCUCAAGCCCUACCAGGGCAGCUCCGGCUUCCCCAAGGCCGCCAAGCUCUUCCUCCUCAAGUGGUCCUUCUAUAGCUCCAUGGUGAUCCGGGACCUGACCUUGCGCAGCGCCGCCAGCUUUGGCUCCUUCCACCUUAUCCGGCUGCUCUACGACGAGUACAUGUACUACCUGAUCGAGCACCGCGUGGCCCAGGCCAAGGGCGAGACUCCUAUCGCCGUCAUGGGCGAGUUCGCCAACCUGACCACCUCGCUGAACCCCCUGGACCCCGACAAAGACGAGGAGGAGGAAGAGGAGGAGGAGAGCGAGGACGAGCUGCCCCAGGACAUCUCGCUGGCCGCUGGCAGCGAGUCGCCCGCGCUGGGCCCCGAGGCCUUGGAGCCGCCGGCCAAGCUGGCGCGGACUGACGCGCGCGGCCUCUUCGUGCAGGCGCUGCCCUCCAGCUAAGCCCGUGGCCUCCCCCGCCCGCCCGCUCGCUCGCUCCUGCCCCCGCCGCCCCUCCACGCCAGGGUCCCUCACAGCUUCAGUGGCUUCGCUGUCACCGCUCCAGCCUCGGCCAAAACGGGGAGGGGCCUCCCCCUGCUCCCGGACGGGGCUGGCACAAUCACUGGGCUGGGCGGAGCCGCAGCUGCAAACUCUGACACAAAAGACGUGCCUUAAGGAACCGCCGCCGUGCCCAGGUGCCCCGCGGGGCGUCCAGCUCGGCCCCUUGGCCCCCCACGAAGGCCGCAGCAUCUCCCUCCCUCUCACUACCCCCGGGGGCAGGCAGGCAGGCCCCCUCCCCCGCGGAACUUUUAACUUAUUCAGCUCGCUGGCUUUGCACAGCCUGACCUGGGCCCCGCCCUGAGUCCCCUGGGCGGGCGCAGGUGGGCGUCACCUGGGGACCCCUCCCCCAGCACCCCCACUGCUUCCCCUUCUUGGUAUUAAGUGCAAUUAAAGCCGUGGGUGUCGCAUCUUCUCCAGCGCUGGGCUCUCCCGUGCCCCGCAGCCCGAGACUGGGCCCUGCCCACCCGCCUGGGGGGUGGGGGCGGCGGGGG
Lemur catta (Ring-tailed lemur) is the source of this 3747-nucleotide messenger RNA. RefSeq names its product regulatory factor X1 (gene RFX1). The transcript is spliced from 21 exons. The coding region runs from base 224 to 3157 and encodes 977 amino acids. NCBI's taxonomy places the organism in Eukaryota, Metazoa, Chordata, Mammalia, Primates, Lemuridae. The record is from RefSeq and is a predicted model, not a curated record. Gene Ontology annotation, biological process: regulation of transcription by RNA polymerase II. Gene Ontology annotation, cellular component: nucleus. Gene Ontology annotation, molecular function: RNA polymerase II cis-regulatory region sequence-specific DNA binding; DNA-binding transcription factor activity, RNA polymerase II-specific.